This is a messenger RNA of Colletotrichum spaethianum, 1008 nucleotides long. Its product is annotated as glucosamine-6-phosphate isomerase 1. Gene Ontology annotation, molecular function: identical protein binding; glucosamine-6-phosphate deaminase activity. The record is from RefSeq and is a predicted model, not a curated record. Lineage: Eukaryota; Fungi; Ascomycota; Sordariomycetes; Glomerellales; Glomerellaceae. Bases 1 to 1008 code for a protein of 335 amino acids. Gene Ontology annotation, cellular component: cytoplasm. The transcript has 4 exons. Gene Ontology annotation, biological process: N-acetylneuraminate catabolic process; D-glucosamine catabolic process; N-acetylglucosamine catabolic process.
AUGAGACUUAUCAUUAGACCCGACAGCAGAUCGGCAUCCGCCCAUGUGGCCCACUACAUUCUGGAUCGCAUCAGAACCUUUGAUCCAACACCCGAGAAGCCGUUUGUUCUUGGACUUCCUACGGGCAGCAGCCCUAUUCAAAUCUACGAAAUUCUGGUCACUGAAUACAAGGCUGGCCGUAUUUCUUUCGAAAAUGUCAUUACUUUCAAUAUGGACGAGUAUGUCGGGCUUCCCCAGACACACCCAGAGUCAUACCAUAGCUUCAUGUUCCACCAUUUCUUUUCACACGUGAACAUCAAGCCUGAAAAUGUCCACAUCCUCGACGGCAAUGCGCCUGACUUGGAUUCUGAGUGCGCGGCUUUUGAGGAUAAGAUCAAAGCAGCCGGUGGCAUCGACCUCUUCCUUGGAGGUGUCGGUCCGGACGGUCACAUCGCCUUCAAUGAGCCGGGGUCGAGUCUGGCUUCUAGAACUAGAGUGAAGACGUUGGCGAUGGAUACUAUACGUGCCAACGCUCGCUUCUUCGGAGGUGACCUGAGCAAGGUCCCGCAAAUGGCUUUGACUGUUGGUGUGCAGACAAUCAUGGAAGCGAGGGAAGUCGUCAUCAUUGUGAACGGAGCAAGCAAGUCUAUUGCUCUUCAAAAGGCGAUUGAAGGUGGAGUGAACCACAUGUGGACGCUAUCAUGUCUUCAACUCCACCCCUACUCGAUGAUUGUGGCGGAUGAAGAUGCGACUCUGGAGUUGCAAGUGAAGACAGUAAAGGUGCGUAGGGUUCUGAGGAAACGAAACAUAAACUUUCUGACACUCAUCGCACAGUACUUUAAGAGCAUCGAAAAGGUCGGGUUGGGCAAGGGUUUCGAGCAAAAAUUGCCUCUGAGGCUGAGGACCGUGUCGCUUGCCAGCCCUCCUCAAACACCAGCAGACAACAAGCCGGCUUUUAACGAAGACCACCUUGUAGAGUUGACACCGGAUAGCAUGUCAUCUCGCAUUGCGUCGUGGCCCGUCAUUUGA